Messenger RNA from Theileria parva strain Muguga, 1647 nucleotides. RefSeq lists its product as uncharacterized. NCBI's taxonomy places the organism in Eukaryota, Apicomplexa, Aconoidasida, Piroplasmida, Theileriidae. The record is from RefSeq and is a predicted model, not a curated record. Bases 904 to 1647 code for a protein of 247 amino acids. The transcript has a single exon.
UACCAAUCUAAGGCCACCAAGGUAGUAAAGACAGUGAUAGCAAAUCUCAAAGCAGCUCAAGCUCCUAGUACUGCUAAAGUUAAUGUAGCUACUCAUAUCCAAACACCUACUCGAGAAGCUCUCAAAGACACUGGUCUAGAUAACCAAGCCACUGCCAUUGCCGCUGCUUUCACAGAACCAGAAUCAUCUGGAACUGGACUUAAUAUUCAAGAUAAUAGUACUCAAAUCACUGCAGCUCUCCAAUUACUCGAAGAUGAAGGUAAACCCAAACAUGAUGCCAUCGAUGCAGUCCAAGCCAAAAUUGAAGCCGCUGUUGCCAAAGCUGUAGUAACUAAGGUCAUAGCUGCUCUCAAAGAAGAUGAAGCUGCUGAUGGUAAAGUUGAUGAAGAAACUCAUCUCACAACUCCCACCACAACUGUCCUCACUAAAGUCAAUCUCCAAUCUCAACUCCAAGAAGUUGUCGAAGCUCUCAAAGGACAAAUUAGCUUUGUGGAAGGUGGUACUACUCAAGUCUCUGCAGCUCUCAAUGCACUUCGAACUAGUACUAGUAAUGAUCAACCCAAACAAGAUGCCAUCAACGCAGUCAAAACCCCACUCAAAGCCACUCUUGUUCAAUCCACCAGAGAUAUCACCGAACCUGCAACAAAUGUUCUCUCAAAGGUCAAACUCCAAGCUCAGGCCACUCAAAUUCCCACAGCUCUAACUAAAGUCAGUAUUCGAGCUGAUACUACUCUAAUAGCCCAAGCCAUCAACAAACUCACAGAAAAUGCUACUAAAACUAAUGCCAUCGACCAAGUCCAAAAAAAACUCAAAGCUGAUAAUGCCAGAGCCCAAUUCAUUAGUCUAUUCCACAUUAAGGGCACUGAUGGCUACAGUAGUCUAAAUAAUGCUGAGUGGUACAUUAUGUUUCCAUUUCUCAUGGUCCUAGUUGGCAUGGGACUUGUCUACUGCAUAUAUCCUGCCAUAGCUCCUGGAAUGAUUGUUCCAUUUUACCUCGUGGAUAAGAUUGAGAUGGUUCUGUUGAUAGCUACCAUAUUUCCAGCUCUGUAUGUAGCAAUUGCCAGAAGUGGUAAACUGAUACCAGGUUUUGGUGGUUUCUUUGAUCCCGUGUCUCCUACAUGUAAUUGGGGAGCCACCAAUAAACCUGUUUGGCUACCAAGUGAUUUAGGCACUGGAUACCACUGGCACCUAACUGACCUAGUGAUUCCCACCAUGAUCAUUUUAGCCUAUUUAUUUAUUUACUCACUGCAUUACAGAGACUCAUCAGUUGCCAGAUCAAUCAUCAACCAACCCAAAAUGUCUACAUGUCUAACCAUUCUAUUCUAUAUGUGUCAUGAGAUCUCAUUGGCUGUAGGAUUUCCAGGUAUCUUUGGUGGUAAUGGAGGUGGUAGCAUCUUAGCCCUAACGGCACAGUUGAUGGGUGCAUUUCUGAUGUGUCUGUUAGCUCCAUAUUCUGAAGGUUACAUUAUUGAGUAUAAGAGACAUGAUCCUAGCAAUUGGCCUACAGCAGGAAUGACUAGGUGGAAUGCCCUUAGGUACUGGACCAAACAGGCCUCCAAGAACUGCAAUAAGAACCUAGCAGCAUUGUUCACCAAGGACCUGAGAAGAGACCUGUUACUAUGCAUAGAAAGAAAUGAGCUAAUCUAA